Molecule: messenger RNA, 1830 nt
Organism: Aspergillus nidulans FGSC A4
Lineage: Eukaryota; Fungi; Ascomycota; Eurotiomycetes; Eurotiales; Aspergillaceae
Exons: 2
Coding region: 1-1674 (557 amino acids)
Source: RefSeq, a predicted model, not a curated record
AUGGACGACGGCGCGUCGACUCGUCCAGCCGACACUCCUGAGGACUCCGGUCCCGGUGAGGAAACGCAAACACAGGGAACGUCGUCGAAAAACCAAGCGUUAAAGGAUCGAAAAUGCCAAUACUGCAAUCAGGCAUUCACCUCGUCUUCGCUCGGUCGACAUCUCGAUCAAUUUCUCUUCAAGAAGAAGCCCGAUGGUAUCCACGAUGUCGAGGAAAUCCGGCGCAUUCGCAGUGGGAUCACGCGGCGACAGGCGAGGACGUCGACUGGGAAACGGGAUACUCCCGAUCGCGGGUUGGCUAAGGGUUCGCUAGAUUCGGCCCAGGGUGGUGAACCUGGCGGCAAGGGGCCUAUCCGAAUGAUGUUCAACACGCCGACGUGGCAUGCGACCGGGGUCAUCAACGACAUCCCGAACCCCAGCCAGUUGCAGGAGCAGGCCGCAUCUCGAUUCGCAGCCUCUCAGUCUCGGAUGGGCUCGUUUGCGCCUACUGAUCUGGGCCGGAGCUCUGCCGCCACAAACCCAGAUACCGUGAGAGCGUUGGAAUUGGCCCUACGCGAGGUCUUAGAUAACAUCAAAGCUGCAACGUCUCGUAUGCGACCGCGCAUCUCUCCAUUUGAGUUCGACAUCCAGGUUCAAACCUUUCCCUCUCUCUGUCUCCAACUCCUGCCUCCGCCACCUACACUAUUCGCGCCGAACCCAUUUCCCUCGAAUUCCUCCUUCCCUCUCGACCCUCCAGGACCAGACCACCUCAACAUAGUCCGCCAGGCCAUCCGCGCGAAGAUUGAACAAUGGCAGUCGGACCAGCUCGCCGCGGAGUCCACGACCAACCUUGGAAAAACCAGUCUCGGCAUGGAUGCGACCACAAUUCAGCGUAACGCGCAACAACACGAGGAACUGAGCCUGCGACACCUUGAACUCGCCUACAAGCACUGGCUAUCGCUCCCCUACGACUCGAGAAGAGACGCUUGGCAGCUUGAAAUCAUGCGCGCAUUCGCCCGCGAGUCCGAGAAACGCAAGUCUCUUGACGAGCAGCUCGCCCGCGUCCAGCAAGAGGCUAACCAACUUCGAUCCCAAGUCGAGAAACUUGGGACGUGUCAAUGGCCGCGGGAAUUCGCGCUCUUUCCGCCCGAAACAUUGCCCCUGCCGCGCGAUGUCGCGCGUGAACUUGAUGCCAAAGAGAGCCAAAUCAGUCCCGGCUCCGCACGCUGGGACUACGAAAAUGUCGUCGCGAAGUGGAAGCGCGUUGUCAUGCAUGAUCGGACUAUGGGCCGCGUCGGGAUUAGUGCUUCCAGCCCUUUACAUGACGAGCCUACAAGCACCGCUGCCAGCGAUAGCAAGUCGAGAACAAUCCAGCCACCGUCGACCGCAAGUCCCAGUGCUGGUCCUUCACCAGUACAGAAUCCGAACGCGAACCCGAAUCCCUCCUCGCCAUAUAUGUCUCACGAAAGCCCAAAUGCGGCGCCGCAGGCUAAACGCCAGCGUUUGAUGAACGGCCGUCCUCACCCGAAUGCCCCGACCGAGCAGUCGGCGGCGGGCGCAACGCAAGGAGCGCCGGUUUCUUCAGGUCCUUGGCAUUCAGUUCAAAAUCAACAGGCCCAGGCUCACGUCCAGGGACCCAGCCACGGCCAUGGUCACGGGCAACAACCGUCACCACCGUCUCCUUCAACUGGGUGACUUGACUUGCGAAGCUGCUGCCUGCCACAAUUCAAACAACAUAAGCCUUGCUAUAUAUUGUAGCUUUAUACCGCAUCAGGACUGUCACUGUAUCCGUUUCGUUGUACAUACUAACUGCCACUAUUCUACUAGCUCAUUAUAAUUAUCUUGGCAUUU